AUGUCAACGUCGUCAAUCUCAUGGACAGCCGAUGCAACGGCAAGAUAUGAGAGAUUAGCUGCUGAAUAUUCAAAGCUUCGCUCCAAUGCUAAUGUCUUGAAGAAUGGAGUUUUAGAAGAGCGAGCAAAAUCGCAAAAACUAUCGGAUUCUCUUCAAAACUCGGAAACCCAGCUGCGAAAAGCACAAGCAGAAAAUGAAAGCCUAUCUUUUCGAAAUGAACAGCUAACGAAACGUGUACUCUCACUCCAAGAAGAACUCGACUCAUCGAAGAGAAAAGAUGGAAAGAAAGAAAAGCCAUCGAAAAGGGAGAACUUCUCGGCGGCAAUGGAGGCCGAUCUGAAGAAUAAAGUCCUGUUAUUGGAAGAAGAAUUACAGAAUAAAAUGAACGAGAAUAUGAAUUUGACUGAAAAGAUAAAUGAACUCGAGUUAUUGCAUUCGAAAGAGAUUAUGGAAAUUUCGGAGAAGUUUGCUGCACAGAUUAAUCGAUUGGAGGGGCAAUUGGAAGAAGCUAGACAUCUGAAUGUGGAAAACGAAAAGAAGUUGGCAAAAACAGCAGAAACGAGAGAGAUCGAGACGGCUGUUGUAAUACCAUUCACACUUCAUAAUCAGCUCAAAAACAACAACGAUCCAUUGCUGAAGAUUGAUCUCAAUGCCCAUGCCCCUCCUCGACCCGAAGCUUAUAGAUUGUGUUGUGAGAGUGGCCGUCUUUGUUCAUCAGCCAUCUCAACAUUUCUUCAUCUUUAUUCAGAAAGGACUACUCUCUUUCCAUAUGAUUCAAGUCUUGAACAAUUACCACAAGAGAUUCAACAGCUUUCAACCAACCUCAGCGAAGCUUCAACAAAAGCCCACAAUAUGGCCAUGUUUCUACAAGAUUUACUCGAAAGAGAGCAAUUUGAUUUGGAGAUUGAAUUGAUCUCAUUUCUGAAUCAUUUCUCUCCAUUUUGCGCUUCACUGAACGUGUUGAAGCCCGGCUUCUCAGCGCUUCUCAACGCGGAAACGCGCGGCACCUGGAGCACUAGCCAUUUGGAUCGUCUGAGUCACCAAUUCACCGAUCAUGUCCAAAAGUUGACCGAGAAAUUUGAGGAUCUCUUACAUGAACUCCAGAAUCGAAGCUUUUCUGAGAAUUUAGCCUCAAAAUUGCAUCAAUUGGCAAAUAUAAUAAAAGAUCUAAAAGAUUCAUAUUGUACCCGGUGGAGAGUCGAAAGUCAACUGCCAAUAGCCACAAAAAAAUUGAAGUGUGUUGGUGGAGCUUUGACGAAUUGUCUCAAUCAGUUAAGCCUCGAAGCGGGAAGAUUUGGAGCUCGAUUCGAGAAAGCACUCUUGAUUAAGGCUAAGGAUGAAGAAAGUACUACAAGUACUGGUGUUUCACCGCUUCACAAAAUUGUUGAAAUCCCGGGAAAUCCCUUUGAUCAACCGACAACCUCAGCUACUGAUGCUCAAGAUGAUGACAUAGAAGAUAGCGGAUUAAAAGUUAAUGAGGAAGUCAAAGAGAUAAAAGCGUCCACAUUGCCAGCAAAAAGUCCGAAUCUCUCAGAAGAAACCAGCUCGUCGUUGAUCACAUUGGAAACGGCGUGUGAAAAACAACGCACACGAAUCACCGAGUUGGAAACCGAGCGAGAGCAGUUAUUGGUGGAAAUUGCCUUAUUGAAGAGAAAAGCUGAAAGGGCACAAAAGGAAAAAGAUGAGAAAACGACAGAAAAUACAUCAAAUCAAAUGGAAGCCGCGAAUUCAAACGAUGAUCAAAACGAAGUGACUGUGGUGAAGCAUUUCUAUUCAGAGCGGUUAUCUGAGACAUUCACUCAUUUACAAGUUGAAAGAGAUCGGGCAAAACAUUUGACUGCAGAGUGUUCUUCAUUGUUGAGACGGGCAUCAGUGGCUGAGGAUGAACGAAGAUUAUUGGAGGAGAGAAUGAAGGCACUCAACAAGCAGAAACAACAAGUUGAGGAAGAGCUUUCAACGAUUCGCCGAGGUUACGAGGAACAAAUGGGUGAAUUGACCGCUCAUGUAGCUGAAUUGAAUACAAAAAUGGGACUGAAUGGACAACAACAAGGAACAGAUCGAUCACAUCAAAAUGGAUCCACAAAUAGUACACCAAGAAGCAGUUUUGCUCGAAAGCUGCUCUUCCAAAAGGAAUUCGAGAUGAAUCAAGAGGCACUGUUUUUCCGCCAACUGGAUUCGCUCAUCUACGGGUACUUGCAAAGGAGAAAUUACAUAAAAACAUUGGAGUGUCUAAUUGGCGAGUCACCUCAUCUCUCAUCACUUACAGCACAAGCGAUUCCCGGGAAAGUUUUCGUCAAUAUAAAUGAUGUACUGCACGACAAAACACUGGAACAAAUCAUUGAGAACUUCUCGCAAACGUGGCGAAGUGACGUCUCGGAGGGAUUGGUGGAAUUGGUGAGAAGACUUGGAGAGAUCUCGAAACAAUUUACGGACUACACUCUAGCCGGACCUGGAAGAUACGAGAAAAACAUUCAACGGCAAUUGUAUGCCCGCCGUGAGCCGACGACGAUCACUCGAAAUGCUAGCCACUACGAGAAAAAUCAAUCACCUUACAAGCAGUCGACACAGUUAAACGCAGUGAGAUUAACUCCAGAAUAUUUUCCACCGCCUACAACUCAAAGAUUCUACGCUCAAAUACCGCCAGAGGGUCAUCCGGGAGGGCAACAAGUCGAACAACAACAACAACAACAGCCAUUUCUUGAUAGAAGAGAGAAAACUUCGGCGGUCCCGAUGGUGAAGAAUAUGAUCACCGAAACGCUUCGAUUAGCGCAAAAUUUUCAAAAGCAGCAAAACGAUCAAUCAAUGAAUGGAACGGACUCUUUUGAUGCGAUUGACGAUCAAACUUUGGAGCUUCUACACCAAGCGAUGCCACAUCUAGAAGAAAGACUCUUCGAUUUUGAUGAGAUAGAUUUUGGUGAUCUCGAGCCAUCAUUCGAACAACAGACCAUGAUUGCAAAUAAUCAACCAAAUGAAUCGUUCGAUGUGCCAAGCAAAGAUUUGAACAUUCCAAUAGAUACCUUGCCCGAACAAGAAACGUCAGGAAGUCGAUCAAAUGAAUUCCAUGAAAUGACAUCAGUUCGGGCACAUCAGCCUAAGCUCGACAACAAUGAGUCAACAAUUGCUUCCUCUUCGAAGCCGGUCACCGUUUUACCUCAGAAAGCUAAGAGGAUACCACCAAGUUUGUCGAAUUCGACACGAAAACGUGCUCAGCCGAGGAAGCAAGCUAUUGAUGCGGAGCAAGAACUUCUUGCUGUGCCAGCCAUUCAAGUUUACUCAUCAAAUGUGGCACCUGUGCCUGAAACGACUAUUUCCACGGUUCAAUCAACACCUUUCACUCAGAUUUAUGGGCAGUUAGCCAUGCCCAAAAGUGAAGAGGGAGAGGGCAGCACAGAGAGGUUUCCAAAAAAGAACGGUGCCAAUUUGAAUCUUCAGACUCUUCACGAGCCAAAUGUGGGCUUCUCCUCAUCACCGUCUAGAUUUUCUCCUAUCAACGACAGUUUCACGCAAUCAGCACGUUCAGGCAUAGAGACGACAUACACAUCUAAGGUGGCAUUGCCAGUAAGCGUGGAAUCUCCAUCGAUCGGUGAACGGAAAUCUGCUUAUGAUUCCCCAACUGAUUCCGAGGAAGUAAGUCGAGAGGAUGGAGAAUUGGAAACAUCACCGAUCAAAAAGGCACCACCAAAGCGGGAUGAGGAAAAGACCCCAAAACCUAAAAAGCCAAGCUCAGAUUUGAUGGAAGAUUUGUUCGGCGAUGUGAGUUCAAAGGAAUAUCAACGGGAAAGGGAAAGGAGUUCAACGAAAAGCGAUCCAAAAAAAGAUUCCCGAGUACAGUCAAAUCGAAGCAAUCGAUUGGAGAACAAAACAACCGAGCGUGAAACGAGGAAAGACGACGAAAAACGACAAGAAAAAAAAUCACGUGAUCAUCGCUUGUAUGACUCGAAAGACAAGGAAAGACUUGGGGGUGGAUCGCGAAUGAAAGAUGAAGAUCGAGGAGGACGAAUAAAAGAAAAAAGAGAAAGCAAGGAUUCGGAUGAGAAACAAACAGCCACAACAAUGAAUCGAGAGGAAAAACGAAGGAAAGAUGACGACGAACAACAAUUUAUGAAGAGAAUGUUCGAACGAGAAAGGGAGCAAGAAAAACGCGACUCGGAACGAAGCCGACGAAAUCCCGAAGCAGAGCGGCGGCGCGAAGAGGAAAGGAAACGACGAGAAGAGGAGUCAAGGCGACGUGAAGAGGCAAUGUCGCGAAAACAAGCAGAGACAUUAAGGCGAUCAUCCAAUACAACAACAAGCACACGUCAGCCACCACAAAACGAAUCACGAACAGGCCAAAAAUGGGCUGAUAAAGAAAAAACGGCAGGAAACAGCGACUUAGUAAGAGGAAAAGCGUUAAAGGGUGAACCCGGUGUGCUGGAGAAAACAAUAAAAUUGAUGGACAGAGAGACAUCCAGUGCACGCAAUGUGGAGCUUGGAAACGACAGUCACGAUGAUGGAAAACAUGUGGAAAGAAGCGGACAUCUGGAGAAAUCGACCUCAUCAACUACAUCCACCUCGACUUCUUUAGCUAAUCAAGCAGAACAUCGAGAACGGUCAGCCAAUCAACGAGAGAGAAACGAUGACAACAAUUGUAGCCCUCCUCGGACAGAGAAUCGUCGAGUCUCCGAUCGCCACCUUGCAACAUCGAAUGGUGCACCGAGCCAAAACGAGAAUUAUCUCUUCAAAAGUACCAUUGGCGGAUAUCGACUUGGUUCCCGAUUUGCGAGUAUCACUUCUGGUACACGAGCACUUCGAGAAGCCGAUCUGAAUAUGUCUAUACAAACGGAUGAUCGGCCUUCAACUUCAGAUCAAUCACAAAAGACGAUCGACCCAUUAGAGCCCAGAGACCCCCGAAUCACACAAACUAGCCGACUGAGUGAGUCUUCAAGUGACGCGGAGAUUCCGGCGGAUCCACGAUUGAAAAUUCUAAGCGCAAAGAGACCGUUAAAUGAACCACACUCUCCUGUUGAAAUCUCGCCGAAGCACGAUGUAAAAGCGGCUUUUGAUUUGCCUUCAUCACAACCACAAAAAAAGAUUAAAUUGGACCUUCAUGCACUGAUAGUUAUGUUGAGGAGUUGUGCGAGGGGAAUCGCUGUGAUACGACGCUUUUGCAGUGCAAAUGAUAUACAUGAGGAAAGAUAUACUGAAUUGUUGCGCGAGAGUGGUCAUUAUCACAAUGAUGCCAGCACUUCAACGAAUCAAGGACACAAAGUUUUGAUUGUUCAUCCCCACAUCCGUUGGGGUCGACACUCGGCAUCAAAAUGGACGGAUCCCCAGCUUCAACUCGAAGAGGCCAUUGCUUUAGUUGGCACUCUUCCCACCAUGAAAAUUGCUGGAUCGACAAUCGUCGGAACCGACUACCACACAAAUCGACGACUUAUUUGGGGAACAGGAAAAUUGGAGGAACUACGAUUGUUAAAGAAGCAAUUUCGCGCCUCGGCUCUGAUGGUUAACGUGGAUAUGUUGCAACCAAACCAACAGGCUUCUCUUUUCGAGAUGUUCGGCGUGCCCGUUUUUGAUCGCUACAAUAUCGUUUUAUCGAUCUUCAAGCAAUUCGCCACAACACUUGAAGCUAAACUUCAAAUUCAACUAGCCGAGAUUCCAUACGUAAAACAUCGUCUUCACUACAUGUUCAACUCAUCACAUUCUGGUGGCUUGUCACCGCUGCAAAUUCACAGUGAGACGUUUGGACCAAGAGGUGCUGACAAAUUUGAAGUGCUCCGACUUCGGGAACAAAUGCUGCGGCGGAAACUCAAAGAAGCGAAAGAAGACGAGGAGAAAACAGCUGCCAAAAAUAUAGCAGAUGGCUCUCUGGUGGCCGUGGUUGGUUACACAAAUGCAGGGAAAACGAGCUUGGUGAAAAGAUUGACUGGAAGUGCGUCUUUGCAACCACUCGAUCGUCUAUUUGCAACUCUCGACACAACACGGCAUGCGGCAAGGCUACCAUCUGGAUUCCUCUCCGAUUUGCCGAUUCACCUGCUGGCCGCUUUUGAGGCAACAUUGGGACAUUUGAAGUUAGCGGAUGUGAUUGUUCACCUACGAGACGUCUCUCAUCCCGAUUGGAAAGCUCAAAGUGAAGAGGUGAUUUCAACUCUUAAGAAGGUCGGAGUUGGUGAAGACAAGAUGGCUAAUGUGAUACACGUUGAUAACAAGGUUGACAAAUUGAGGGGUGAUUUUACAAGCGAUCUCGAUUCAUCGUUGCAAAUUUCAUGCAAAUCGGGUGAAGGAAUCGACGGGUUAAUUGGAUGUAUUGAGCGGCAAGUGAUCGCCUCAACCGGAUGUCGUCUACGAAGGAUUGCCCUCAAAUUGGACUCACCCGGCAUUCAAUGGCUUUACCAUGAGGGGCUGGUAAUGAAGGAACCUGAGUCAUCAACUAACGAUCGUCUCCUAUUUGAUGUGUUUAUGACGGACGGAGAAAUGAAAAGAUUUCAGAAGAAUUGCAAUAUUCGUAAGGCA
This is a messenger RNA of Mesorhabditis belari, 6492 nucleotides long. The record is from the annotation of a GenBank genome assembly. NCBI's taxonomy places the organism in Eukaryota, Metazoa, Nematoda, Chromadorea, Rhabditida, Rhabditidae.